AUGGCUGCGCCUAUGCAGAUAUUGCGGUCGUCCAUGCGACUUUCGUCGUAUCGAUGCUUAUGCAAAGGGAGAUGGAAUCGCAAGGCAGCUGCUGUAACUAUACCAUCUCGAAAUCUCAACCUACAAGAAUACCAAAGUAAGAAGUUAAUGGAUGAUGGAGGCGUGUCUGUACAGAAAUUUGUGAUGGUCAGCAGUCCUGAGGAGGCUAAAGAUGCCGCAGAAAAAUUAAAGGUGGAUGAAUAUGUAAUUAAAGCUCAGAUUCUGGCAGGAGGAAGAGGCAAGGGAACAUUCUCCAAUGGCUUCAAGGGAGGAGUACAUUUAACCAAAGAUCCUUCCAAAGUGAAGGGAAUUGUUGACAACAUGCUUGGUCACAAACUGACAACGAAACAGACACAUGCUGAUGGGGUCAAGGUCAAUCAGGUGAUGGUCGCAGAAGCUCUGGACAUCGCCAAGGAGACCUACUUUGCCAUUGUGAUGGACCGAGGUUUCAAUGGUCCUGUCAUGGUGGGUAGUAAACACGGAGGUGUAGACAUUGAGGAGACGGCGGAGAGAGAUCCAGAUUCAAUAAUCAAGGAGGCAGUAGACAUCGUGACUGGUAUAACAGAGGAGCAGGCUCUCAGAAUGGCAGAAAAGUUAGACUUCACUGGGGAACAUCUUCAAGAGGCAGCAACACAAAUCACUCGUCUCUAUAACCUGUUCGUGAAGGUAGACGCCACACAGUUGGAGAUCAAUCCUUUUGGAGAAACACCAGAUGGUAGAGUGGUCUGCUUUGAUGCUAAGUUGAAUUUUGAUGACAAUGCAGCAUUCCGACAAAAGGAAAUAUUUGAUAUGGAAGACACGAGUGAAACAGAUCCUCGUGAGAUAGAAGCAAACAGACUCAAGCUAAACUACAUUGGUUUGGAUGGUAGCAUUGGAUGUUUAGUGAAUGGAGCUGGUCUUGCUAUGGCAACCAUGGACAUCAUCAAACUACAUGGCGGAGAACCAGCCAACUUUCUGGAUGUAGGAGGCGGAGUAUCAGAACAGCAAGUUUAUGAUGCCUUCCAACUUCUUACAGCAGAUUCUCAUGUGAAGGGAAUUCUUGUCAAUGUAUUUGGUGGCAUUGUAAACUGUGCAACUGUUGCAACGGGUAUCCUUAAGGCCUGUCAGCGUAUCAACCUGAAGCUCCCCCUGGUGGUACGACUAGAAGGACAAAAUGUAGAAGCAGGAAGAAAAAUUUUAGAAGAAAGUAACCUUCCUAUAAAAGCAGCUUUUGGAUUUGAGGAAGCAGCAAAGUUGGCAGUAGCCAGUGUGAAGUAGAAUGUAUGAGAUUUUGUACAGUGGGUUUUCAGAUAUAUUUGCAGUAACAGACACAUAGAUGUUUAGAAAAUAUGGUUUAGCCAGGGUUUUAUCCAUUGGUAUGUAGUUGAAUAAUCGGUUUUGUCAAUGAUUUGCACACUGAAUGUGAUCUUUUAAAUGAUGUACAUUGUACAAGGUUUAGAAGGCAGCAAAUGUAAAUUAUAUCUGGGAAAUACUAUGUAUAACAGUAUAAAAUUGUUUUUUAAGUGAUACUGUAAAUCCAUUUUGGAAGUGAUAAUUAUAUUUCAACAUUUUAAUUGCCAAUUAUGUAAGUGCUGAAGUAUUAUAAUUACUUGAUAACAAAAAGCAUGUAUCAUUGUGUUCUAGAUAGCUGCAGCACCAAGUCAUGAUUUGUGUUAUCAAAACAUUUUCACUAAUAGGUUAAAAUUUGAGUGUUAAAGUACAUCCAUUUUUAUAGGUAAUCAGUGUCAUCUUUUCAUAAAAUUUAGGACUAUGUUCUUAAAAUAGCAGAUUUCUGUUUUUGUGAUUUGACCACCAUCUCCUGGAUGGAAAAACAAGAAGACUUUUUUUAAUACUGCCAUAUUUUUUGUUAGUGUGUUGCAUAAGCAAAUUCUGAGUCAUGCUACGUAGAAAUUCCAAUAUGUCAUCUUUUAACAUUUUCUUCUACCAUUAAGCCAUCAAUCAGGAAUGGUAAAGAUUGUUGUCAUGGAAAAAAAGCAUGUUCAGCAUUUUGUCACAUCAAUGGAUUACUAUCUAAAUGGUAUAUUGACCAUCAGAAACAAUGACAUCAUGAAACAAUGAGAUUAGAUAAUAAUGACAACGUUAAAAAAAUACACCAGAGAAUAAUGACAUCAUGAAACAAAGAUGUCAGAAAAUGAUGACAUCAUUAAACAAGACAUCUGAAAAUGAUGACAUCAUCAAACAAAGAUAUCAGACAAAGGUUACAUCAUGAAGGGAUGACUCCAGGAAAUGAUAGCAUCACAUCUAUGAUUUCAACAAUUAUCAUAUUGCUAACAUUUCUCUGGAAUCAUAUGUUGCUGUCAUAAAAAUCAACAACAAAUAGAGAUAAAAAUUAGAUAUGAUAUCAACAAGAAUUGCUGAAGGUAGCUAAAAAAAAUAUGUCAUUGCUAUAAAAAAGUAUUUUAAACAACUCUUUUCAUUAUUUUACAGCUGGGUAUUCAAUAUCAGUCAUGAAUUUGAUCCAUCUGAUGUGUUAGAUGAUCAGUUAGGAAAUUUCAUUUGAAUUCCAGAUCACUAGAAACUAUAUGUACUCUCAGGGCUUCAUAAACAUACAACUGAUUUGUUUACUGGGGCGUUCUUCUCUGGUUGUUGGUUUGUGAUUUGUGAUGAAAUCAUUUUCAUAAAAUUUGUGAUAAUUAAUUAAAUGUGGUGAGAGUAUGUAAGAUUUACAUGUAAAGUCACGGUUUCUUUUCAAGUGAAAUCUGAAUUAUAGAGAAAUUGUUGCUUGUAAUA
Molecule: messenger RNA, 2769 nt
Organism: Ylistrum balloti
Lineage: Eukaryota; Metazoa; Mollusca; Bivalvia; Pectinida; Pectinidae
Product: succinate--CoA ligase [GDP-forming] subunit beta, mitochondrial-like
Exons: 12
Coding region: 1-1296 (431 amino acids)
Biological process (GO): tricarboxylic acid cycle; succinyl-CoA metabolic process
Cellular component (GO): mitochondrion; succinate-CoA ligase complex
Molecular function (GO): ATP binding; succinate-CoA ligase (GDP-forming) activity
Source: RefSeq, a predicted model, not a curated record